This is a messenger RNA of Oppiella nova, 1098 nucleotides long. The record is from the annotation of a GenBank genome assembly. NCBI's taxonomy places the organism in Eukaryota, Metazoa, Arthropoda, Arachnida, Sarcoptiformes, Oppiidae.
AUGAGACUCAGCUCUACCGGUGCUGUCAACUCGAAACGAUCGUCUUUGGCGAAGUUGGGGGGAUUGCAGAGCACUGAGUGUACAGCGCGAGUGUGGGCUGAGUGGUGGCGGUGGCGGACAUCCCCCGUCACCCCCUCAAUGAGUCUGUGCUGUCAUUACGGACCAGACGUGCAAUGCGUUGGGUUUGCCAUAGGAUUGAGGGGCCGUUCACUGAGUGCCAUGAUUCACAACUCGUUUGCCACUCCUGUAGAGCACAUCGACUGUCACCUCACAGACAGUUCAAUGAGUGUCCAGUCGUUGAUGUCUUCGUGCAGUAUAUGUGGCCAUCGUUUCGACAGCAAGUCCUGUCCACAACUCCUCCCCUGUUGUCACUCAUCGGCCAAAGACUGCGAGAGAGAUGACCGCAACGCCAACCAAUUGAAUCACUUCAUCAACACUAACAGUGAGUUUCAAAUCCGUCACUCAAAGUCUGAUCCAGUGAUACACACUUCGACAAAGAGUUGCAAACUAUAUAUCGAAAGAUCUGACUUUGAAGCCAACAGUGACCUGAGCACUGAAAUCGACACAACACUACUAUAUCCUCAUUGGUUCUCAUCCUCGUCAUCGCUAUCAUCAAUGGACUCAACAAUUAGUGCCGAAGACUUAAUACACGAAAUGGUGACCAUUGAAGGCCUAAGAACUCUAUACAACUCGUGCUUUGCAUGUGGAGUGAGUUGGCAUCAAAAUCACGUCACUCUUGACUGCAGCGAAUGCGGUGGUUAUGCGAUGUCUCGUCCCUGUCCUCAAUGUGAUGGCAAAUGCGAUUCUCAAUGGCAAAGAAACCUCACAGCAACACACGAUGCACAUGUAGCCCAAUGGACGGGCCAAUGCAAGCAAGAAAUGAUGCAAACAUCAACUGAUUUGCGCGACUCAUCCAACAAAUCUUCAUCUCCUCAUUCAAAACUUAUAACAUCAGUAAAAGUCUAACGUUUAGCCAUUUGUAGCAAAAUUACAUCAAUUUUUAAACUCAACUUUAUUUAUAUAUAUUACGAGAGAAGUAAUCGAAAUAAGAGUUUUGAUUAUUAUUUACAAAACAACAGCUUUUUUUAAAAAGCGGAC